AUGUACCCCACCCUGGACGCCGAACAGGGCGAGCGCGCGCUGGUGGAGAAGCGCUGCCUCUACCGAUACGAUCUCUCCCGCGGCGACGUCGUCGUCUUCCGGUUGCCGAGGAACCACCGUGAACUGCUUAUGAAGAGGUUGAUUGCGCUGCCGGGGGAUUGGAUCCAGGUCCCGGAGAAUCAAGAGAUCCGGCAGAUCCCGCAAGGACACUGCUGGGUAGAAGGGGACAAUGCCGGCGUCAGCAUGGACUCGAGAUUCUACGGCCCUGUAAGUUCCCUGGGUCUGAUGCAGGGCAGAGUCACGCACGUAGUCUGGCCACCUCACCGAAUUGGUCGAGUUGACAGAAAAAUGCCAGAAGGAAGGAUUAUGCCACUAUGACCUUUUUAGAACUCUUGUUAGGUUGGUUAUCCUGCAUUCUUAUUCCAUUUUAGGGCAGGACACCACUAUGAAUACUAUUGACUGAUGCCUGUACUGCACUAUACUGUCAAAGGCAGUGAAUUAGAGGAUGUGACAGUUUUGGUGACAAUGAGAAUAUUAUCUCUGAUUGCAAAUUAACCUUCCUGUCAGUUUUAACCUUGUAGGAAAUGUGUAGUGAGGAGCUUUACUUUUUGAUGUGACAACUCUAAUAUCUUCCCAUUCCAUUAAGAGGAAACGUUUUCAUGUCUGGUC
Messenger RNA from Panicum virgatum (switchgrass), 669 nucleotides. RefSeq names its product mitochondrial inner membrane protease subunit 2-like. Gene Ontology annotation, molecular function: serine-type endopeptidase activity. The transcript is spliced from 3 exons. Gene Ontology annotation, cellular component: membrane; mitochondrial inner membrane peptidase complex. The record is from RefSeq and is a predicted model, not a curated record. Bases 1 to 378 code for a protein of 125 amino acids. Lineage: Eukaryota; Viridiplantae; Streptophyta; Magnoliopsida; Poales; Poaceae. Gene Ontology annotation, biological process: mitochondrial respiratory chain complex assembly.